UUGUGUGCCAUUCCUAGCCAAUGCAAAAUAAAUCAAUCCAUACAACUUUGUUGUGUUUGUUGUUUUCCCCGUCAUCCUCGCGAAAUUUGUUUAUAAACAAAACGCAAUAAGCCGGAUAAGAUGUCAGCGUCGGCGGAGAGCCUGGCAGCAGCAGCUGCAGCGCUGGACAAAUAUGGAGAGGAGGACCUGUUCAGUAUCCUGAUCCGCUACGGAUUGUAUGUGGGGGCUGUAUUUCAGUUCGUCUGUAUUUCGGCGGCUGUUUUAAUGGCCGGCGAGGAUAGUUCCGAAAGUGGGGAGGUGGAGCGAGAGAACGAGCCCGUAAGAGCUCGCCUGCAUAAGAUCCGUAAGCUGGAAAAGAAGAAGCGGCGCUAGGUCAGCCUGCCCACCCACUCCAAUCCAUAGUCGUAAUUAGCUUUUAAGUAUACUCUAUAAUGCAUUUAUUUAAAAUAAAAUAUUUUUAAAUUGCCUGUCUGAAUCUCUCAAGGAA
Molecule: messenger RNA, 487 nt
Organism: Drosophila ananassae
Lineage: Eukaryota; Metazoa; Arthropoda; Insecta; Diptera; Drosophilidae
Product: protein anon-73B1
Exons: 1
Coding region: 121-372 (83 amino acids)
Cellular component (GO): membrane
Source: RefSeq, a predicted model, not a curated record